Messenger RNA from Dendrobium catenatum, 2701 nucleotides. RefSeq names its product tRNA-dihydrouridine(47) synthase [NAD(P)(+)]-like. The record is from RefSeq and is a predicted model, not a curated record. Gene Ontology annotation, biological process: tRNA processing. The coding region runs from base 192 to 2324 and encodes 710 amino acids. Gene Ontology annotation, molecular function: tRNA dihydrouridine synthase activity; metal ion binding; RNA binding. The transcript is spliced from 11 exons. NCBI's taxonomy places the organism in Eukaryota, Viridiplantae, Streptophyta, Magnoliopsida, Asparagales, Orchidaceae.
UGGAGGGAGGAGCUUCUGUCGGCUCAAAGAGGAAGGAGGAGACAUGGCGGAGUCUGGCGAGGGUUCGGUCGAAGGAGGAUAACAAUCUGUCUCUGUACUAACAAUCUGUAUCUGCUCAUGUUCGGCCAGAUACGCCUAAAUUUACAGCAAGUCCAAACCCUAGGGCCUGCCUCCUACCUCCUUCCUUCGCCAUGGACAUAAUUCCCCUUGCCGAGUCAAAUGAAACGGCAAGUCCAGACGAUGGCUUCGAUCCACUUGAAAAACCGUAUCAGUCUCCACCCAAGUUACCCGUGGAACUUCGAACACCGGAGGAUCUAAUCGCUAAGGCAAUUGCACCGGUAAAAAUUGACUACCUCCGGCCGCCUCCUUCGAGAACGGCACUUACGGCCAAGGUUGAAGGAGGGGCCGACAAUGACGCUACCGAGUGGAAGACUACUACUUCAGGCGUGAUCAAGGAGAAGAAGUCUAAGCGGCAGCUUAAGAGGGAGCGGAAGCAGGAACAAAAGUCUGCACUUCAUAUUUGUUCUGAGGUUGCAAAAAGUGGUAAGGCAGAUGGAUGUCGUUUUGGUGAAAACUGCCGCUUUAAUCAUGAUAUUGCUGCUUUCUUGGCUCAGAAACCAGCUGACCUUGAAGGGGUUUGUCCUUUUGUUACUUUUGAAGAGUUAUGCCCGUAUGGAAUAACUUGUAGAUUUUUUAAUACACAUAAGGAACAUACUCCAGAAAGUUGUGAUAUUUCUAAGAAGAGCUCUGAGAUUAAUGUUCUAAAGAAAGAUUUGCAAAAGCUUUUGUGGAAAAAUAAAUUUUCUUUUCCCAUGGCAGAUUAUCAACUCAAAGUCCUGGGGCUAAAGGGGGGCAAAAGUACCAAUUCAAAGGCAGGAAAUGGUCAGUUGGAUAACAAUCCAGAAAAUUCCGAUGUUUUGAAUGAUCUUCAUGCUGAUGAAGUUGAUGAUACAUGCAUUUCUGCUGAUGAAAUAAGGCGUUCUCCAUGCGAAGCUGCAGAAAAGGAGUUGUCAAGUGUUGUUUCUGGUUUUGAUGAAUCCAGACCUCUGAAGAAGGUAAAAUCUCUAGUUGAUGGACAUGUUAAAGACAAUUGGUCCUCUGAAGCCACUUAUGUAGGUACAUCUGAACAAAGAAAUGAUCUUCCAGAAACAAAUUUGCUUGAUGGACGUGAUGGUGCCUCAAGCAUUAGACUUUGUUCUUCUAUAUCUGAUUUGAACUUAAAACCUCAUGCAAGGGAGAAAAAACUAAUUGAUUUUAGUAGAAAGCUGUACCUCGCACCUCUUACUACUGUUGGCAAUCUUCCGUUUAGAAGGAUCUGCAAAACACUGGGGGCUGAUAUCACUUGUGGGGAAAUGGCUCUUUGCACUAAUCUCCUGCAGGGUCAAGCUUCUGAAUGGGCAUUACUAAGGAGGCACUCAUCAGAGGACAUUUUUGGGGUACAAAUUUGUGGAGCUUAUCCAGACUCUGUAGCUCGCACUGUUGAACUUAUAGAUCAACACUGUGAAGUUGAUUUUAUUGACAUAAAUAUGGGGUGCCCUAUUGAUAUUAUAGUGAAUAAAGGAGCUGGUUCUUCUCUUCUUACGAAACCCAUGAGGAUGAAGAGCAUUAUUCAAGCAGCCAGUGGAACAACUGUGGUGCCAUUAACUAUCAAGGUUCGAACGGGGUUUUUUGAAGGAAGAAAUCGAAUUGAUUCACUUAUUUCAAAUAUUUAUGAUUGGGGAGCGGGCGCAAUAACUGUACAUGGUCGCUCAAGGCAACAACGGUAUAGCAAGCUUUCUGACUGGAAUUAUAUUUAUCAGUGCACAAAUAAAGCUCCUGCUGAUCUUCAAGUGCUUGGAAAUGGUGAUAUAUUUUCCUAUUGUGACUACAACAAGCACAUGUCCGACUGUCCUGAACUUUCUACUUGCAUGAUUGCUCGUGGUGCUUUAAUCAAGCCUUGGAUAUUUACUGAAAUUAAGGAACAAAGACACUGGGAUAUCAGCUCAAGCGAGCGGCUAAAUAUCAUCAGAGAUUUUGUGAAUUUUGGUCUUGAACAUUGGGGUUCUGAUACCAAAGGUGUUGAAACAACCAGACAUUUUCUGCUAGAGUGGCUCAGUUACACCCAUAGGUAUAUUCCAGUUGGUAUUUUAGAUGUUAUCCCACAGCGUCUUAAUUGGAGGCCACCAAGCUACUUUGGUAGGGAUGACCUUGAGACCUUAAUGGCUUCCGACUCUGCUGCAGACUGGAUUAGGAUAUCCGAAAUGCUGCUUGGCAAGGUUCCAGAAAGCUUUACUUUUGCACCAAAACACAAAUCAAAUGCUUAUGAUACAGCUGAGAAUGGCUGAUAUUGCUUUUUGCACAGCUGAAAGAUGAUUAUUGUAGGCAUCACCUUGCCCAGUCUGGCUGAAGGAGAUUUCUGAAGUAUAUUUGUUUGGCAACCUUCAUCCUCGACACAAGCAGAAGUCUCGCUCUUAGUUGUGGUAUUAGGUUUCGUUUGGGACGACUUUUUUAUUGCUUUUUAAAAUAGAGUUUUAGCACAAAAAAUUUAAUUUUGUACGAAAAUUAUGUUUUAAGAAGCAAUAAAAAAAUCGUCCCAAACAAAACCUUAGUGUGCAGGCGCUCUAAUUUGUUGUACUGAAUUGCUUGUAUUUAAAUUUUAACUGAAAUUGCACACAUUAUCAAGAGUUUAAUCUUAUAAAUUGUUCAUUAAUUUAUCAAAAAA